Molecule: messenger RNA, 261 nt
Organism: Pelobates cultripes (western spadefoot toad)
Lineage: Eukaryota; Metazoa; Chordata; Amphibia; Anura; Pelobatidae
Source: the annotation of a GenBank genome assembly
AUGGCUGAUGCACCUGCGCUCCGGCAACCAUCUUUGAUGCAGCUCACAUGGCUGGAGGCCUUUAACCGUGCAUUUGAUGAUCUCUGCACCAGAUUCUGGACACGAUUGGAUCAGCGUCCUCGCACCAUUCCACCUGAUCAGCCAGAACAUCAGAACUUUUUCCCUAGGCACGGAGCCUCUCAGGCUGACCCUAAUGCAUCUUCCAGCGGCUUCUUACCUGGGCUGCAAGCCAUGGACGGAAGACUUCUCCGACAGCGCUAA